AUGUCCAUCUCAAUUGCUGCAACUGCGACCACCGCAAUCGUAACCAGAACCAGCGGCGGCCGUGUCGGCCAUGGGAGGAGUAGUAGUAACAAGAACUGCAGCUUCUUCUCCUUCCGAAUUCGCUGCUCUGAUUCCAAUCCGAAGCGCGGUUUCGGUGCGCCUUCCGACAAUAACAAGGCACCUUGCUCCUAUCUUUCUUCUCUCCAUUUCCAUUGUGAUUUCACGUCCGCAGCGGAGAAAGGCUCGAAGAGACCGCAAAGGAAAUCGAAUAAACAAUCUGGUUCCUUGCCUACGCAGGCACCUGGUUUAAGUGCAGGUUUUGAUGGGAAGCCUAAAAGCAGUACUGCAGACUUUGAUUUUGAGGAGCGGCUGCUCGCUGUUAGAAGGUCGGCACUUGAACAAAAAAGGGCGGAUGUGGUCAAAGAAUUUGGACCAAUUGACUAUGAUGCACCAAUUGAAUCCGAAAAGAAGACGAUAGGAACUGGUACUAAGAUUGGAGUAGGAGUAGCUGUUCUGGUCUUUGGUUUGGUGUUUGCUCUUGGAGAUUUUCUUCCGACAGGAAAUGAUAGUACCACUCAGGAAGCCAUGGUAGUCAAUAAAAAGUUGCCUGAAGAAGAGAAAGCUACUCUUGAGAACAGAUUGAAACAAUAUGAGUCUACACUCAGCAUCUCCCCAAAGGAUCCGGUUGCACUUGAAGGAGCUGCGGUAACCUUGGCGGAGCUGGGGGAAUAUACGAGGGCUGCCUCUUUGUUACAGGAUUUGGCAAAUGAAAAGCCAAAUGACCCUGAUGUUUUCCGUUUGCUUGGAGAAAUUAAAUAUGAACUUAACGACUAUGAAGGCAGUGCUGGCGCGUACAGGAUGUCUGCUAAGGUCUCCAAGAGCACCAAUUUUGAAGUUCUACGUGGACUUACUAAUGCACUGCUGGCUUCCAAGAAACCAGAUGAGGCUGUUAAAUUCCUUUUGGCUUCUCGAGAACGCCUUACAUCUGAGAGAUCGAGUGCAGCUGGGGCCAAAGCUGAUGAUGGACAAAUGAAGGAUCAACCAGAAGUCGUAGAUCCUAUUCAGGUUGAUUUGCUACUUGGAAAAGCAUACUCGGAUUGGGGGCAUAUCAGUGAUGCCGCAUCCGUCUAUGAUCAGAUCAUCUCCGGUCACCCUAAUGAUUUUCGGGGUUACCUGGCAAAGGGGGUAUUACUGAAGGAGAACGGGAACCCAGGAGACGCUGAAAGGAUGUUUAUACAAGCACGAUUUUUCGCACCAGACAGAGCAAAGGCCCUCGUUGAUCGAUACGCCAGGAAAUGA
This is a messenger RNA of Linum tenue, 1299 nucleotides long. The record is from the annotation of a GenBank genome assembly. Lineage: Eukaryota; Viridiplantae; Streptophyta; Magnoliopsida; Malpighiales; Linaceae.